AUGGCCGCCUCCACUGACUACAAGACGAAGCUCCUCUCUCACCUCAUAUCCAACAACGUCCUCUCCUUCGGCUCCUACACCCUCAAAUCCGGCCGAAACUCUCCCUAUUUCUUCACCACCACCCUCCUCCACACCGCGCCGCUCCUGCACGCAACGGCCUCGGCAUGCGCAACCGUGCUAUCCUCGCCGCCUUUCGUAAAUGCCUCAGAUGACAGUGCAUCGCUGCAGCCCAAAUUCGACAUCAUUUUUGGGCCUGCGUACAAGGGUAUUCCCCUGUGCACCGCCGUGUUGAAUGAACUGGGCGUCCGGGAUACCACCGGCGCCUGGGCUAAUGUCAGUUAUUCGUUUAAUCGAAAAGAGGCCAAGGCGCACGGGGAGGGUGGAAAUAUAGUCGGUGCACCCUUGAAAGGGAAGCGCAUCGUGAUAAUCGAUGACGUUAUUACAGCCGGCACGGCAUUGAGGGAGGCUGUGAGUAUUAUCGAGAAAGAGGGCGGUAUUGUUGUCGGGGUUUUGGUGCUACUAGAUCGAGAGGAAAGAGUCAAUGAUAAUGAGAAAAAUAGCGCUGUUGGCUGUGCUCAGAGGGAUCUGGGUGAUAACGUACCUGUAAGGGCUGUCCUAGGAUUAAGCGAUAUAAUUGAAAAACUAGGGAAUGAUAUUGGGGAAGAGAAUCUAAAACGGCUGAAAGAAUAUCGGGCACAAUAUGGAGCGGAAUAA
Molecule: messenger RNA, 714 nt
Organism: Ophidiomyces ophidiicola
Lineage: Eukaryota; Fungi; Ascomycota; Eurotiomycetes; Onygenales; Onygenaceae
Gene: URA5
Product: orotate phosphoribosyltransferase
Exons: 1
Coding region: 1-714 (237 amino acids)
Biological process (GO): 'de novo' pyrimidine nucleobase biosynthetic process; pyrimidine ribonucleoside biosynthetic process; pyrimidine nucleotide biosynthetic process
Cellular component (GO): cytoplasm
Molecular function (GO): orotate phosphoribosyltransferase activity
Source: RefSeq, a predicted model, not a curated record